CGCGUCCGCUGGCAGCCGGCGGCUUAAAGGAGACGCGUGGAACGAUGGCGGCGGCCCCACGCGCAAGCGAGCGCGGCGGGCAGCCGCUCUCCGGGCGGCCACCGCUGCUGCUGUUGCUGCUGCUGCUGCUGGCGCCGCCUCCGGGGGCCCCGCCGGGCGCCGCCGCCUACUUCCCCGAGGAGCGCUGGAGCCCCGAGUCUCCGCUGCAGGCGCCGCGCGUGCUCAUCGCUCUGCUGGCGCGGAACGCGGCCCACGCGCUGCCCGCCACGCUGGGCGCCCUGGAGCGGCUGCGCCACCCGCGCGAGCGCACGGCGCUGUGGGUGGCCACGGACCACAACGUGGACAACACGUCGGCUGUUCUUCGAGAGUGGCUGGUGGCUGUGAAGAGCCUGUACCAUUCAGUGGAGUGGCGGCCUGCCGAAGAGCCCAGGUCCUACCCAGACGAGGAGGGCCCCAAGCACUGGUCCGAUGCCCGCUAUGAGCAUGUCAUGAAGCUUCGGCAGGCUGCCCUCAAGGCUGCGCGGGACAUGUGGGCCGACUACAUCCUGUUCGUGGACGCAGACAACCUCCUGGUGCACCCCGACACGCUGCGCCUGCUCAUCGCGGAGAACAAGACCGUGGUGGCUCCCAUGCUGGACUCGCGGGCAGCGUACUCCAACUUCUGGUGCGGGAUGACAUCCCAGGGCUACUACAAGCGCACGCCCGCCUACAUCCCCAUCCGCAAGCGGGAGCGCCGUGGCUGCUUCGCCGUGCCCAUGGUGCACUCGACCUUCCUGGUGGACCUGCGCAAGGCUGCGUCCCGGACCCUGGCCUUCUACCCCCCCCACCCUGACUACACAUGGGCCUUUGACGACAUCAUCGUCUUUGCCUUCUCCUGUAAGCAGGCAGAGGUGCAGAUGUACGUGUGCAACAAGGAGGUGUAUGGCUUCCUUCCCGUGCCUCUGCGGUCGCACAGCUCGCUACAGGAUGAGGCCGAGAGCUUCUUGCACGUCCAGCUGGAAGUGAUGGUGAAGCACCCGCCCGUGGAGACCUCGAGGUUCCUUGCGGCGCCCACCAGGACUCCUGACAAGAUGGGCUUCGAUGAGGUCUUCAUGAUCAACCUGAAGCGGCGCCAGGACCGGCGGGCCCGCAUGCUGCGAGCACUUCAGGAGCAGGAGAUUGAGGCCCGGCUGGUGGAGGCCGUGGACGGCACGGCCAUGAACAGCAGCCAGGUGGAGGCGCUGGGCAUCCAGAUGCUGCCAGGCUACCGGGACCCCUACCAUGGACGGCCGCUCACCAAGGGCGAGCUGGGCUGCUUCCUGAGCCAUUACCACGUCUGGACCGAGAUCGUGGAGCAGGGAUUGCAGAAGUCGCUGGUGUUUGAGGAUGACCUGCGUUUCGAGAUCUUCUUCAAGCGGCGCCUGAUGAACCUCAUGGGAGACGUGGAGAGAGAGGGGCUGGACUGGGACCUCAUCUACGUGGGCCGGAAGCGGAUGCAGGUGGAGCACCCCGAGAAGGCUGUACCCCGCGUGCGGAACCUAGUGGAGGCCGACUACUCAUACUGGACGCUGGCCUACGUCAUCUCUCUCCAAGGCGCCCGCAAACUGCUGGCUGCCAAGCCGCUGGCCAAGAUGCUGCCAGUAGACGAGUUCCUGCCAGUUAUGUUCGACAAGCACCCCAUGUCUGAGUACAAGGCCCACUUUUCCCCCCGCGACCUUCGUGCCUUCUCCGUGGAGCCACUGCUCAUCUACCCCACGCACUACACGGGGGAUGACGGCUACGUGAGUGACACAGAGACCUCAGUCGUGUGGAACAAUGAGCUGGUGAAGACAGACUGGGACCGCGCCAAGUCACAGAAGAUGCGGCAGCAGCAGGCGCUGAGCCGGGAGGCCAAGAACUCAGACGUGCUGCAGUCGCCACUGGACAGCGCUGCUCGCGACGAGCUCUGAGGCUUGCAGCGCCUGCCUGCGGCACAACAGGGUGUGCCCUGGCUCCUGGGGCUCCCUACCAGGGCUGCUCUGUCCUGCCUGCUGUCACCCAGCAGUCACUCGCUCCAGGUGCAUUUGUGCUCACGGGCGCCCACUGGAUGCAGGGCGCCGCGGCCUGGGCCAUGAGUGGUUUUCCCAGGAAUCGAUCGGAUCCUGAAGCAUUUAUCGAUUGGGUUAACAGCAUUGCGGAUGCAGAGUUAUAUGUAACAUCUACCAAGUAUUUAUUAAGUGCUGCUUGGGGGGCGCCAUCUUAGGCUCUGAGAAAUAUGAGAGAACACGCUUUCAUUUGCUUUCUGAAACUGAUCCAGCACCUUCUGUGUGCCCGGUGCUUAUGAUGGAGAAGUUCUUCAUACGUUCCGCUUGCCGAGUGCCCCCUUUGCCUUGGCAGCAGGGUGGGUGCACGUGUGGCGCUGUGCUCACUCAGUGUGUGCCAGGCCGGUUGAUGAGCGCAGCCCAAGCUCAGCCUGCACUGCCGCCCAGCGGUGCCCAGGUGACCAGCUGUCCCUGUGGGAAUGCAGGCCCACCCCAUCCGUGUGCCGGUGUCUGCCGAGCGUGGUGCUGAGCAGGGUGCGGAUGGGCAGCCUGUGCCUCCCCUCCCUCACAGAUGCCCCGGCCCUCCUCUCAGGGGUGGUCUCUGCCUCUUGGCAGCGUCCUGUCCUCAGCCUUCUGGGGCAGUGUGUGAGGCCUUGGGGGUGGCUACACCGGGCUGCGGCUCCAGCCUUACCUCCACUGGGUGCUGGGCCUGUCUGGGUGGGUGGUUGUGCCUUCCAGCAGAUUGAACGUCAGAGUGGGGAUGGUGGGAUGGCCAACGUGGGGACCUGCAUA
This is a messenger RNA of Octodon degus (degu), 2792 nucleotides long. It is a transcript of the gene Colgalt1, whose product is annotated as collagen beta(1-O)galactosyltransferase 1. Lineage: Eukaryota; Metazoa; Chordata; Mammalia; Rodentia; Octodontidae. The coding region runs from base 45 to 1928 and encodes 627 amino acids. The record is from RefSeq and is a predicted model, not a curated record. The transcript has 12 exons. Gene Ontology annotation, molecular function: procollagen galactosyltransferase activity.